Molecule: messenger RNA, 3746 nt
Organism: Rhinichthys klamathensis goyatoka
Lineage: Eukaryota; Metazoa; Chordata; Actinopteri; Cypriniformes; Leuciscidae
Gene: sona
Product: SON DNA and RNA binding protein a
Exons: 7
Coding region: 256-3540 (1094 amino acids)
Biological process (GO): regulation of cell cycle; regulation of mRNA splicing, via spliceosome
Molecular function (GO): RNA binding
Source: RefSeq, a predicted model, not a curated record
CAGACAAGCGAAGAAGUCUUGGGGGUCCCGCUGUUUCAAGCGUUUCUGGGAUACUGGCGGACUGACUGUGCUGUAAAUGUCAUGGCGACCAACAGCGAGCAACUUUCUCGUGGUUUCGUAACUGAAACCUAUCAAGAAGUCAACAACACAGAGUGAAAACUGAGGGUCAACACGUUUUGUCCUGAUUUACGGAGAAAAGACAACAGAAAUUGUUACCAAAAUUAAGAUUGGGAAUCAGUUAAACCAGUUUUUGAAAUGGAGAGUGCAGUGAACACUGGUCCUGAUGAUGAGCCAUCUGAGACUGCUGUUCCAUAUGAAGCCAUUAAUGUUAAGGAUGGGAGUGAGACCCCCAAAAAGAAAAACAAGAAACAUAAGAAACACAAAAGUAAAAAGAAACGUAAGAAGCGUAAGGGUGAAAAAGACAGUAGCUCUGAAUCUGGAGUAGAGUCAGAUGGUGAUUCCCGAACAAGAACGAGUGUUAAAAAAGAUGGCUUAUCUAACCCUGAGACUGAUGCUACAAAAAACUGUACAGAAGACCUCAGUGAUGUGGAAGCUGAUGCCAAGGUUAAAAAGCAAAAACAUCGUGUUGGGAAAAAGAAGAAAAAAAGAAGACGGAGAGAAGAGGAAAAGCAAGAGAAAAAGUCCUCCUCUCGCUCAAGAUCGGGGAGUAGCUCGGCGUCAGGGUCAGAAUCGGAAUUGGACUCCAAACAAUCACAAAAAAUGCAGGCGGAGUCUUUAAAAUUGGACAAGAAGUCACCUAUUACUGCAGCUAAAGUUCCAAGUGACAAAUUUAAAGAUGGCACACCCCAACUGGAAGAUAAAAAGAGAGAUAUGACUUCUGAUCACAGUGAAGAAGAAAGUUUCAAACUAGGAGGGAUAAAAAAGAUGUCUCCUGAGCCUGCAAAUGCACUAAUUCCAGAGAGGGACAUAACAGUGGAAGCUGUUGGUGAACAUGAAAGUUUUGGUAAAGCUCAAGAACUUCCUGAUAUAAUACCUAAGCAAGAGAAUGUGCACAAAGAGCAAGCUGUGCAGAAGGACAUCUUAAAGGAAGCAAAUGUGAAUCAGAAAGAAAAGAAAAAAAAGUCUCUCUCCAGGUCAAGGUCACGAUCGCUUUCAGACACUAAAGGGAAGAAAUCCAAACAUAGUCGCUCUAGAACCCCAAAGAAGUCAACUGGUAAAUCAGGACGCCAUAAUGACAGAUCAUCUUCAAGGGACAGGUCUCUGUCUGCCUCUGGUGGGAAGGAUCGAACAAAACGAAGAAGCUCAAGGUCUCCAUCAGGACGGUCCCCAUCUAAAGUGACAAAGAAAGCUGGACGCAGGUCAAGGUCGCUCUCUGGAAGAAGAGGGUAUCGCUCUGACUCAAGGUCUCGCACAAAGACCAGAAGAUCUAGGACCAGGUCCCCACGGCGGGGUCAUCGCUCAAGAUCUAGGUCAAUUGGAAGAACAAGACAUUCACGCUCAAGAUCAAAACAAUCUGUUUCUCGGCGGAAGAAUCGGCGCUCAAGAUCACGGUCCAGAUCUCUACGGAGAGGAAGACACUCAAGAUCUCGCUCUCGAAAGAGGACACCUGUUUCUCGGAGGCGGUCCAGGUCUAGAUCUGUCAGAAAAGCAAGGCGAGCACGCUCAAGAUCCCUUGUGAUCCUUAAACGAUCUAGAUCCCAAUUGAGAAGAAACAGAAGAUCUAGAUCAAGAUCCAUUCGUAAAAGAUCAGGUUCAAGAAGUCCAAAACGUCGAACUAAGUCUCGGUCCCCUCAACGCUCCAGGCCCUCUGUGUCACGUUCUCCUGCAGUCCCUCAAAGGAGGUCAAAAUCUAGGAGCCCUCAUAGCACAAAGUCAGAAUCAGUAUCUCCUCAGCGACGUAAAAGAUCAAAGUCACGGUCAUCCUCACAUAAUUCAAAGUCUGAAUCCCCAAAAUUAAGAAUGGAUAAAAAGCAAAAAGGUAAACGGUCAAGGUCAGUUUCACAGCGAAACACAUCAAGAUCUAGAUCCAUUUCCAGGGAGCGACAAACAUCAGAUAGAAGUAUGUCCCCUACUAAGAGUGCACACUCUAAAUCUCCCACUAAAGAAGAUGAGUCCUUAAAGGAUCAGAGUUUAAAAGAAGCCUCAGAAACUAGACUGCAAGUUGUGGAUGCUGUGGAGGAAAAUUUAGAAGUAAAAGGGACAGCAGGUGGAUGGAAACCAGUGAUAACUGAAUGUACAUCUGUGCAAAAGCCAUCAAAUGAAGACGUAACAUCAUCAGAAUGUGACACACAAUGUAAAAUAAUAGAGGAGCCCGAAAAUCCCUCUGAAUGUGAAGAAAGACCAAACCGAUCUAGAUCAUUGUCCUCAGAGCCGUUUCCUCAACACGGCACUGCAGGAUCAGAUGAAGAUGAUCAAUCAGAGAGCUCACGAUCACCUUCACCAAAUACACUGAAAGAAUCUAAGUCCUUCAACAGAACGUCACCUGUUCAAAGAAAGCGUUCCAGAUCAGCUUCUUCCACCAAGAAGAGGCGGUCCAAGUCCAAAUCUGUCAGCAGCAAGAGGAGGUCAAGGUCUCCUGCAAGAAAACACAAGUCCAGGUCUCCCUCACAUAGUCGUAAAAAAAGGACAAAGUCUCGGUCACCUGUUCGGAAAAGGAGAUCACGAUCAAGAUCAGCCAAUCGAAGGGCAAAAUCAAGGUCUAAAUCUCACACAAGGACAAAGCGCUCGAAAUCAAAAUCCCCCAAGCGGAAACGGUCAAAAUCUAGAUCACCAGCUCGAAAAAGGAGGUCCAAGUCACGUUCCCCUGCUAGAAAGAGAAGAUCUCGUUCACGGUCAUGGGCCCGUCAGUCACGAUCCAGAAGGUCACGAUCUAUGUCACGCCGGAGGAGACCAGCAUUUAGAGGGCGAUCUUUUGACAGACGAGAUCGAUGGAAACGUGAACCAAGCCAUUCCCCAAUUUUGAUUCUCCGUAAGAGGAGGUCCAACUCAAGAUCUCGACGCAGUUCUAGCAAGACGCCACCGCGUCUCACUGACCUAGAUAAAGAUCAACUGUUGGAGAUUGCGAAGGCUAAUGCCGCUGCAAUGUGUGCUAAAGCUGGAAUGCCCAUACCUGAAAGUCUCAAGCCGAAAGCAAUUCUACAGUUACCCCUGCCAACCCCAGCUCCAACCCCCUUGUCUUUGCCUCUGCCACUGCCCAUGCCCAAUUUACCUAUGAAUCUGCCCAUGGGUAUACCAGGUAUGCCUGCAAUGCCAAACAUGACGAUGAACGCUGCCGUGGCAAGUAUGACUGCGGCAACCAUGACCGCUGCUCUGUCAAACAUGGGUGCCCUGACCUCUAUGCCCCCGAUGCCUCCCCUUCCUACCAUUACCAACAAGCCCCCUCCAGCACCCACACCUAAUCUGGCAAGUAUUGAGGAGGUGAAGAGGAAAGUGGCUCAACAAGCAAACAGCAUUAGCAUCAAGGAGUUCACAGAGAAAUGUAAACAGAUUGCAGAGAGCAAGGAGGAGAUGCGUAUUGCACGACCACAUGUUUCAGAUGAUGAAGAUGAUGAGACACGGGUAAAUGUUCUGUCAUUUUGAAGUGAUUUAAACAUUUUCUAUCUUGGUUGCUUGUAUUUAAUUCUUGUUUGUUUUAUUUUAAUUAUUUUCCAGUAACCCGCUGUCCUUCUACUUCAUCUUGUAUACAAUCCUGAUGAUAGACACCUGUGGCCCAUAUUUAGGAUGAAGGAUGACCUCUGCCAUAGGCUUGUUUCUGUCAUGUAAAUGAAACUUUUGUUUAUUCGCAG